AAUCCCGCAUUUCAAAAUCGCGCUGAAACCAACAUUUUUGAAAACCCGAAACCCAACAGAAUGGAAGCUGAAGACAAACGGAAAAGUGAUUAUUUGAAGCGCUGGCAGUUAUACCGGUCAGAGAAAGACAAAUAUGUGAAAGCCAAGCCGGCUUCGAAUUUACGGCGGAAAACCAUUUGCAUUGGAGAAGGGAAAUCUUCAAACCAAGAAGAAAAGAUGGAAUGUCAGUCUGGUAUGAAAAAUAAUGCCAAAGCGGGAAGUUCUGCUCUGACGAAGAAGCAUCUCCGCUUCUCGACCAAUUCCUGCAGACCAGAGAAAAGAAGUUCCUUGAUGCCGGCUGCAAAGCGCUAUGUUGCUAGCAGGACCGAUUCCAAUUUGACGAAACUCAAAGAGGAGGCGAGGAAAAGACACAAGAACGUGAAACCAGCGAUGGAGGCGUGCGAGUACAAACUGAACGACCUGCUGGCAACGUCCCAGAUCUUUGGAACACCAAACACGGUGCGGGUACCAGCGCUGCUCAAGAAGGUCACCAAGCGCUGCCUGACUGAGCAGAACGGUAGGGCACCAGUGCAAGAACCGUUGAAGUCGACUACAGCGAAAGAGAACUUGGAACAAGCGCCACCGACCACCACCGGGAAACGGAAACAUCUUUAUAGAAGCAAAGAGACCAUCAGUUCUUUACGAAAGAAAAGCGCUCGCUCCUCAAUCUCCGUGGUUCCAACCUUGAACAAAACAUCAACAAGUAAAAGACUCAACUUUGACAAAAACAAGACGACCGGACAGGUUAAGCUCACACCGACCUCUGUGAAGGCGCAGAAGGAAAAAAAGGAAACUGCUCGCAAGGAAAUCCAAGAUCAGCUGAAAUCCGUCAUUGAGGAAUGUUCCAUUCUUUUGGAUUCGGAUUGCCCUCCUGCUUGUAUCCUGCCCUGGCUUGAAGAAAUUCAGCAGAAGAUACCGCUGUGCCUCCAUUCAGCUGAGUUUUGGAUGUUGAAGGCACGGGUUCAAUUCCUGCUCAAGGAUGUUGACCAACUUUUUGAGGUGUUUGGCAAUGCCAUGAAGUACAAGGCCAAGCCGGCUGACGUCAUCGCAGAAUCCCUGCCCAAGAUGAUCAAAGACUUGGUCUCGUCCAAAGAGAACUCCGAAGCGACACCAAUGAUGACCACCCCUCCAUCCUCCAGGGGCGGUGCAGGGUUUGUCCCUUACACACCGUCACAAACCCCUUACGACAUGCCAUCCGUCCACGGGCUGGACAUCAGUCAUUAUGCCGGAACACCGAUGCAGGACACCACCCCAGGCCUCCACAUGAGACGGUCAUUUCACUCAGGCAACGUCAAGUAUUUAGUGCGGAGGUCAACGCCAUUCAAGUACAGGUCUGAAAGUGUUGAAGACAGCGAUGCCAUUCUAAUAACGCCAGUCCGUCGUACCACUCGCAGAAGCGUCGUCUCGGCCAGGAGCUCACGCCUUGACGUCAUCAUCGAUUCUCUGGACGACUGCAUCCUUGGGGACAAGAAAAACGUCUUGUUCCAGGACAACCCGGCCAUUCCUCAGUGACCGAAGAAUUGAAGAAUUGUGGUUGUAAAGACCGAAGAACUCUCUGUGGACGAUGGUGAUUGUGAUGAUGAUGAGGAGGAGGAGGAAGAGGAGGAUGCUUGUGGUGAGGGUGAGGGUGGUAUGUUAUUUGCCAGUGUGUGGGUGUGUGUGGGAUUUGAACUCGGUGAAUUUCAUGCUUCCGCAUACACUGCACACAGCCACACAUGGGUGUGUGCACGCAUACAGAUACCCGUACAUGCACAUACACACAC
This is a messenger RNA of Octopus sinensis (East Asian common octopus), 1802 nucleotides long. RefSeq lists its product as uncharacterized. The record is from RefSeq and is a predicted model, not a curated record. The transcript is spliced from 8 exons. The coding region runs from base 61 to 1551 and encodes 496 amino acids. Lineage: Eukaryota; Metazoa; Mollusca; Cephalopoda; Octopoda; Octopodidae.